Molecule: messenger RNA, 541 nt
Organism: Harmonia axyridis
Lineage: Eukaryota; Metazoa; Arthropoda; Insecta; Coleoptera; Coccinellidae
Product: 60S ribosomal protein L23-like
Exons: 3
Coding region: 95-517 (140 amino acids)
Biological process (GO): translation
Cellular component (GO): cytosolic large ribosomal subunit; ribosome
Molecular function (GO): large ribosomal subunit rRNA binding; structural constituent of ribosome
Source: RefSeq, a predicted model, not a curated record
GAUUAACAUUUAUCUGUGGUUUUCAGGGAAAACUAACCUCAAUUAAAUGUCAGUCGACUCGACACUCGACAGACAAUCAUAAACAAACACCAAAAUGUCAAAAAGAGGACGUGGUGGUUCUGGAGGAGCCAAGUUCAGAAUAUCCUUGGCUUUACCAGUUGGAGCAGUUAUCAAUUGUGCUGACAACACUGGCGCCAAGAACCUCUAUGUCAUCGCUGUACAAGGUGUAGGUAGCAGACUAAAUCGUCUACCAGCAGCAGCAUGCGGAGACAUGUUAGUUGCUACAGUCAAGAAGGGUAAACCUGAAUUGAGAAAGAAAGUUAUGCCUGCAGUAGUCGUAAGGCAACGUAAACCUUUCCGAAGGAGGGAUGGUACAUUUAUUUACUUUGAAGAUAAUGCUGGAGUAAUUGUCAAUAAUAAAGGAGAAAUGAAAGGAUCAGCGAUAACUGGUCCUGUUGCUAAGGAAUGUGCAGAUCUCUGGCCUAAAAUAGCUUCUAAUGCUGGAAGUAUUUCAUAGAAAUAAAUGCAUAAAAUGUUGAAA